Messenger RNA from Astyanax mexicanus (Mexican tetra), 1209 nucleotides. RefSeq names its product dynein regulatory complex subunit 4-like. Gene Ontology annotation, molecular function: microtubule binding; small GTPase binding. The transcript has a single exon. The record is from RefSeq and is a predicted model, not a curated record. Gene Ontology annotation, biological process: flagellated sperm motility. Lineage: Eukaryota; Metazoa; Chordata; Actinopteri; Characiformes; Acestrorhamphidae. Gene Ontology annotation, cellular component: Golgi apparatus; microtubule; motile cilium. Bases 49 to 1191 code for a protein of 380 amino acids.
CUGCGUUCAUUGCGUUUGCAUUGAGGUGCUAAACUUUAUUUGCAAAGGAUGGCUCCUAAAAAGAAAGGAAAGAAGACUGUGAAGGACAUAAAGCCUGCAGCUUCCACAGAGGUGUCGAAGGAGGAGUUGGAGGCCCAGAUUGUCUCCUUGCGUAAAGAGCUAGACAGGGAGAAGAAACAGUGCACCUACUUCCAGCUGGAACGGGAUAAGAUUCACAGUUUCUGGGAGAUCUCUAAAGAACAGCUGUACGAUGUGAAACGCGAGCUCAGUAAAAAGUGUGAGGAAAUUGAACAGGCUGAGGAAAGUCACAACCUUGAGAUUAGGGCAUACAAACAAAAAGUGAAACAUUUGUUGUAUGAACAUCAGCUUAGCAUCACAGAGCUCAGAGAAGAGGGAGAGGUCAGCAACAAACUGCUGCAGAAGGAAUAUGAAGCCCUGAAAGGUGAUCUGCAGAAGGACGUAAAGAAUCUGAAAGUGAAGCUCAAGGAAGAGGAGCUUUCCUAUAAGAGCCUGAUCAGGAAUCUUAAAUUAAAUCACAGUAAGGAAAUGACCGAUAUCAGGACUUAUUUCGAACAACUACUACAAGACAUGGAGGCUAAAUAUAAAACUAAAAUGGAGGCAUUGAGUCAGCAGGCAGAUAUUAGACGCACGACCGAAAUUGAGAUGAUGGAAAAGAGGAAGAACUCCCAAAUUAGGGAACUGAUACAAGAUCAAGAGAAGACUCAGACUGACAUUAAGGCCUACUACAAAGAUAUAGUCUCCAGCAGCUUAGCCCGCAUCAAAGCACUGAAGGAGGGUGAGAGGGAUAUGAAGGAAAUGGUGCAGAAGUUAAAAAGCGAGGUGGCAAAGGUGCUGAGGGAGAAGAAGCAGCUGACCGAGCCUCUGCGCAUUGUCUCUGAGGAAGCCUCAGUCCUCCGGAAACAGGUCACAGACCACAGUGCAGACAAGCACCUAUUAGAGAAAGUCAGAGCUAGACUCAAGGUGGCAGAAAAAGAAAUUUGUGACCGAAAAUUUGAGAUCUCUUUAUUGGAGGAAAAAAUCAGUACCGUCCAACAAGAGCGUGACGGACUGUACCAGGGAUUUCAGAAGGCCAUUCAAGAGGUGAAGCAGAAGAAAGGCAUAAAGAGCAUCGUAAAAAAAAAAAAAACUUUGCUUAAAGAAGACCUGGGGAGGCUGCAGACAGAGGGGUAGUGGGUUUCUGGGGAGGCU